Messenger RNA from Folsomia candida, 2215 nucleotides. RefSeq names its product proton-coupled folate transporter. The record is from RefSeq and is a predicted model, not a curated record. Gene Ontology annotation, cellular component: membrane. Gene Ontology annotation, biological process: transmembrane transport. Gene Ontology annotation, molecular function: transmembrane transporter activity. The transcript has 12 exons. NCBI's taxonomy places the organism in Eukaryota, Metazoa, Arthropoda, Collembola, Entomobryomorpha, Isotomidae. The coding region runs from base 379 to 1953 and encodes 524 amino acids.
AAGGGGAAAAGUGGAUUUGUUCAUGGAUCAGAUGUUUUUAUACAUACUUACAUACAUUUGAAUUGUACGAUAAAUACAUUUGUUCUCCAUGUUUGUGCUUAAUAAAAAUACACAAUAGAUCAUUACACUGCAUUAACAACGAUACGAGAUCAUGUGCCUCCUACAAGUGGAGAAGGAUGAGUCAGGCAAAUAGCAAUAAGUUAUUAUUGACUUUUAGCUACGUUAAAGUAAAACAAAGGUUUACUCUAGUAGCAGUUUGACCAUACAUAAUCCAGAGUCCAGCAGUGGCUUAAUGUGGUUCAGCUAAAAGUCACGUAGUUCCGUAGAACAAGUUUUCUUUCCUUUGUUCCUUCCAAUAUAAAUAUUUCAAAUAAAAGGAUGGACGAACCAUUCGACAUACCUCGGACUCAAAACGGACAUCCGGUCGAUUUACGACAACCUACAAGAACGCCUACCAACCAUCGAGAUUCGUUAACGUCUUCCUCGUCUUCUUCUGAAGAUGACGAUUCCAUUUUUCAAAAUGGAAUCCGUCCCGUCAACGUUCCAUCUUCUUCAGAAGAACAGCCACCAACCGCUUCCAAUAUUUUUAAAAAUAUUACGAUCGAACCUCUCAUGUUUUUACACAUGGUGGGAAUCGCAGGGUCUUCUGUCGUCGUGCAAAACAUGUAUUUGGAACGUGUCUGUCGAGUGACGCUGGGAUAUAAUAAGGACAUUUGUGAGAACUUGACAGAUCCAAAAUAUAGUAAUUAUGAAACGGAGGUUGAACACCAUGUAACGAUCUUCACGACGUAUCGAGGUCUAAUUGAAGCAGGGUUUCCGAUCCUAUUCUCCCUGUUUUUGGGACCUUGGACUGACGUGCAUGGAGCUAAAUAUCCCAUCCUCCUCCCACUUUUGGGGUAUUUACUGUCGGCAUUGACUUAUCUCAUUAUGACGUAUGCUCCGGACCUUCAACCCGAAUACAUUUUAUUUGCUUCUAUUCCUGUCGCACUUACUGGGGGAAUGGUAGCCAUGAUUAUGUCUGUGUUCUCGUAUAUGAGUAAAAUUACAACGGUCGAAAAUCGCAGUUUUCGCGUCGCGAUGUUGGAAGGCUCAUGGUUCUUGGGAGGACCUGUCGGAUUAAUUGCUGGAGGCUACAUUUACAAAUAUGGAGAUUUUAACAACGUUUUCAUUACAUGUGCACUUCUUUACGCCAUUGCAUUCAUCUAUGGGGUAAUUGCAAUUCAAGAAGAAUCGAAUCAUCGACCAGAGGAUGAGAUUCGCCACUGUUGUUCGGAUAUGUUUAAUGUUGCAGCUGUAAAAGAUAUUUUUGCAACAAUUGCUAUCGAACGACCUGGAAAAUGCAGACGAUGGAUGCAUAUCAUGUUGAUAACAAUUUGUCUCCGAAUUUUUAUAAUGAUGGGCUAUCUCAACACGAUGUAUCUCUACACGAGGCAUCAAUUUGGCUGGAAUCUAGCAAAUUAUACCCAGUACAGUGUAGCCGAUUCUUUCAUAGCUAUUACCGGGACCUUUAUCAUGGUGAUGAUAACUAUGCGAAUAUUUAAGCUGAAUGACUCCAUCAUAGGCAUCAUUGGUACAGUAGGAAGUGUUUUAGGGACACUAAUUUUUGCCUUUGCUUCCGCUGGGUGGAUGAUUUAUCUUGGAGCUGUAAUGUCGAUGUUUGCCGGAUUAAUAUCAAUUGUGAUCAGAGCCAUGUUAUCAAAAAUUGUGGCAAAAGAGGAGAUUGCAAAAGUAUUUACAUUUCUUGCUUGUGGGGAAGCGUCGAUGCCUUUAAUCGCGGUCCCAUUGUACAACCUCGUGUAUAACAGUACACUCAACACAUUUCCUGGCUCAGUAUUUCUUAUUUCCACAUCUUUUUACAUCAUCAUCCUUAUCGCAUUUGUCUAUCUCUACAUAUCCAUGCGAUAUUACGCUCCUCACGAGGAUAUGAGGAAUGAAAAUGAGGCUGAAGCUUAACGACCAUUUAGUAAAUGACUACUUUUAAUACUGACGUGUGAUAUUUUUUGUCUUGUAAUCUUAACGCGGUCCUACUCAUCUUUAAUAUUGUGUAGAUACCAUUUUUCCAAACUAUUUCAAUGCAAACCACGUUGUUUUUAACUCGUUUAAAUAAUUUAACUUUGUAAAUGCAUCUUGAAAGUUUUACUACGUAUGCAUAGAAUGAAAUAUUUUACUAUUGUGAAGUUCGUAAAUUAUAAAAUAAAACUUUAUUGCAAAUUUA